UCGCGUCUUUUCCCGUGAACAUCUACGAACAUUCAAGAGCUGAAAAAGCAAUAGUGUGGUGUGGAAAUCUCAGUGUUCUGUUUUAAAAUGAAGCCUUUUAACAACCCUUUCGCGACGGUGGCAAUUGUUCUGAUUAGUGUUCUGAACCGCGAUCGUUUGGUAGUCGGCCUUCCCAGUUCGAAGCUGGGUUCCUCACCGGGAUCGUCAUCGUCCAGCGGGUCAUCGGUGGACGGUUCGAAGGAUUUGAAAACCGAUGGAAGCAGCUUCUGGAGUCCGCAGCCGGAGUAUUACCAUGAGCGUGAUCGUUACGGAAGCAGCCGGCCGGGGUCCUCCGAUUUUGUGACCUCGUACGGUAGCGGUGGCAGUUACGAGAACAAAUAUGGCGGAGGUUCAUCCCUGUCGUCAUCGUCGUCGUUUUUCGGCAGCAAGGAUCGAUACAGUCCCUUCAGCACCGGUACAGGUGGAUCGUAUUAUACCUCUGGUGGAGUAUUCGAUAGGAAGCCUUACGGUCAAUCCCAACCAGUAGACUACCCUGUUUACGGGCACGAAUAUGAUGCCCACUACGACUACAACCAACACCAAGGACAAGGACAUGGUUUCAACCUCGGUCAGCACUUCGCUGGAAAGGAUUUCAAAUCGGUCCUGCUUCCGUUGGCUGGUGCCGCCCUGCUCGGAAUCGCUGCCGCUCUGGUGGCCAACCCGGUUCUGCUGCAUCUGGGUGCCUUCGCUGCCGGAAAACGAAAGCGUCGCGACGUCAGUGGCAACAGUGCUCACAAUCUGGCCUACCGGGGACAUCUGCGAGAAGCCCGCCCAUUGUCGGCUCCAAAAGUGUAGAAAACCCCAUGCUCUUCAACGGAGGCAAACCUGCCGAACCGGAACCCCACCCUGCGCUGCCGUGUAAAUGGAUCUUCUUUUGUGUUUGCGUAUGGAAUUAAGCGAAGGCAAUUGCAUCAACCAAAGUGAAGUCAUAUUGCUUGAAACUAGCUCGUUUGGUUGAGUACGAGAAAAGAAAAAAAUCACGAGGCGUUUAAUGCUUCGGCUGUGGCAAAUGAUACCUCGUCUAGUGAUAGGGAGCAUACUCCGAUAUGCGCGAUUUACACACGAUAUUGUGCUAUUUUAGCUUUAAUUGGUCCCCUUCUUAGGUAAGUUACGUAGCAUUAGCUAGUUCAGUAAUUGCAAGACAAAUAAAUUUGUAAGAAAAUGUG
Messenger RNA from Aedes aegypti (yellow fever mosquito), 1205 nucleotides. RefSeq lists its product as uncharacterized. The record is from RefSeq and is a predicted model, not a curated record. The transcript is spliced from 3 exons. The coding region runs from base 88 to 834 and encodes 248 amino acids. Lineage: Eukaryota; Metazoa; Arthropoda; Insecta; Diptera; Culicidae.